AUGGGCAAUCGGUUUAAAACGAUGCCGGGAUACCACAGCUUGAUCAGAGCACAUGGGAUCAUAGCUGUGAUAGCUUUCCUUGUCCUCCUUCCUGCCGCCAUCCUCAUGGCCCAAUUCUACUCUCGAAACCCAUUUUGGGCGCUACGCAUGCAUAUAUACCUUCAGAUACUAGUUGUUGGACUUUCAACAGUCGUUUUUAUCAUCGGAUUCAAUGCCGUCGGUCUCAAUCGCAGUCUUACGAACCCACAUCACGGAAUAGGUGUCGCCAUUUACACUUUGAUCUUGAUACAAGCAAUUGGUGGAUGGUGGAUACAUAAGAGAGAGAAGAAACGGAUUCCAGUCAAGCUGCCUGUAAAGUUGGUUCUGCACCAAUGGCUCGGAAGAACCAUUGCGUUACUGGGCUUCGCUCAGGUUCCCCUCGGAUUGACCCUCUACGGAAGUCCUAAGUGGAUGUUCAUCUUGUAUGCUGUCUGGAUGUCCUUCUUGCUGGUCUUAUUCUUCGUUUUGUGCUAUAGAGCAAUUCCACCACUUGACGGAUAUGGGACGGGAGGCAGGCGUAGCCGUAGUCAAAGCAGAACGGUUAUUUCAGACAAGAAGCCCAGCAGGUUCGGAGGACUUUUGGGUCCAUUGGCCCUGGGGGCUGGAGCCGCAACAUUACUGGGCAGACGCAAUAGGAGCCGCAGUAGGAGUCGAAGCCAUAGUCGAAGCAGGAGAACCGAAGUCAUUCCAAGCAGAAGAGGAAGUGGGAGUUAUAUCGAGGAGGAAAAGUACACGGAGAGGUCCAAGAAGAGUGGCGGGAUGAUGGAUAAGCUAUUGAAAGCAGGAGCAGUCUUCGGAGCGGCUGGCUUAGCCAAAAGCUUCUUCGAUCGAAGGCGAGACAAGAGAGCUGACGACGAUUAUUCUUCUGUUGCUCAUGAUACACCAUCUCGACGACAUGCUGCUCGGCGACACAGCGAUAGCGAUCUAUCCGAGAGCAUUGUUGUGCACAGAAUGGAAGAAGGAAGACCAGGACACUCGGGCGUAUUGCCUGGACCAGGAGACCCGGUUCUGGCAGCAGCAGCUAUCAGUGCUGCAGCACCUAGACCUACCACACCAAGGCCGGUCCGUAGGCAAAGUUCCUUCGAUUCUGGUUCAUAUUCUUACGAGUCUACGCUCUCUCCGUCGAGACGCCCACAAUCUACCCACGGGGCUCGCAAUGGAGUUCUAGCUGGCCUUGGAUUGGGGUGGUUCGCAAAGAAGAUGAAAGACAGGCGAGAUAGGAAGGAGCUGGACCGUCUUGAUCGACUUGAAGCACAACGUAUUGAAGAUGAACGCCUCGCCAGACAUGGCGCCACGCCAUCUCGACUCACAGGCGACGGAUUCCCAAACUCAGGCCGCCGAUAUCAACGACGACCUUCUAUUGCACACUCUUCCGAACUCUCGUCCAUCAUUGACGACCCUCACGCUAUCCGCCCUGGAGCCAUACCACCGCCUCUUGUUCCACCACCUUUCCAACCCGGUCCAAUAGCCACAGAUAUGGAAGCGAGAAGGUCGCGAUACGAUGUCACACAACCUGUGUCAAUGCCACCCUUGCCUCAUGAUCCACAAGGCAUUUUGCAUCAAGAAGAGUCAGGAAGCGAAGCCUACAUGUCAGCAGGCGGUCACCCGCAUCGCAGACAUUCCUCACGGAGGAGAAGAGAAGGAGAGAUAGCUGCAGCCGCCGCAGUAGCAGAAGCCGCAAGCCUAGCAGCAAAAGAAGAAGCCCGUAGGAGGCGAUCGAGAAGUAGAGGUGGGCACACGAGUGGAGAUAUAGUCAGUCCACCUGUGAGCGUGAAAGUGAAAGUCCACGGAGACAAAGACCGGAAUGUCACGUUACGGCGUCUCACAGAGCAGGAAGCUGCCGCAGAAAGAGAAGCGAGAAGGUCAGAUCGACGACGGAGGCGUGCAGACUCGUUAUCUAGUUUGAGUGGCACAGACACUGGACCCUCGCGGCGGAGAUAUAGAAGAGAAGGAAGUGUGAGAAGGGAUAAUACACCACCUCCAGCAAUGGCGCCGUUAAAUCCUCCUGCUCCACCGUUUGCAGGUGGUAGGAAACCGAAGGACUCGGCAUACUAUAGCGGCAGACCAAGCGAGCCAGGAGGAAGUCCCGCUGGGCUACCAGCUGGGAGUAUAGGAAGUCCAGAGAGCCAUGGUACAUGGAGUGCCAUGAGUCCCAGUGUGGAGGGUGGUGAUGGAGCAGAGGCUGCUGCUGAGAGGCGGAGGAGGAGGAGGUUAGAGCGGAAUCAAAGGAAUCAGACGGGGACGGUGGAUUUCACCUAA
Messenger RNA from Cadophora gregata, 2298 nucleotides. RefSeq lists its product as uncharacterized. Bases 1 to 2298 code for a protein of 765 amino acids. NCBI's taxonomy places the organism in Eukaryota, Fungi, Ascomycota, Leotiomycetes, Helotiales, Ploettnerulaceae. The record is from RefSeq and is a predicted model, not a curated record. The transcript has a single exon. Gene Ontology annotation, biological process: chromosome segregation. Gene Ontology annotation, cellular component: MIS12/MIND type complex.